Molecule: messenger RNA, 848 nt
Organism: Liolophura sinensis
Lineage: Eukaryota; Metazoa; Mollusca; Polyplacophora; Chitonida; Chitonidae
Product: peptidase inhibitor 15-like
Exons: 7
Coding region: 89-634 (181 amino acids)
Source: RefSeq, a predicted model, not a curated record
GGACGAUGACUUGGCCUGCCAGGCUCAGCGUGUGGUGGACUCCUGUCAGUGGGGUCACAAUGAUAUCCGGGCGAAAAAAGACGGCAAGAUGCUGAUUGGACAGAACAUUGUAGCUGGUUACAUCGACAAAGAUGUCAAGGAUGUUGACAAGGAGCUGAUGAUCAGGCUGAAUAAGUAUUACUUUGACGAAAUAAAAUACUACACGUAUCCCGAACCGGAUUGUAUGGGGGACCACGAAUGUAAUCACUACAGAGUGAUGAUGAUUGCAGCUAGCACCAAAAUAGGUGGUGCGUGUGGCAUCUGUGAUAAAGUGUGGAGAAAAACCAAGGAAGUGGAAGAUCUAUCCCAGAAGGAUAAGAACGUCGUGUUUUGUGUGAACAACUACGAUAAACCACUAAGCAGCAUCAGUGGUAUAAAGCUGUUCGAGAAGGGACCACCUUGCUCAGCCUGUCCACUCAAUUGGGCCAAAUGUGUGAACAAAUUAUGUGUGGCAUGCAAAGAAGGAGAAGAUGGGUGUAAACAUUUUGACAACUGCAAGGACAUCAGCACCGCCGCAACGUGCAACUAUGUGAAGUCGAAAAAGUUAUGCGAAGGCUAUAAGGGCAACUGCGCUAAAACAUGCGACGCCUGCUGAUUGCUUUUGCCCCGUGACAGUUCGACACCAAACGAUUGCCAACAGUUGGUUUCAUACACAGGCCGGGGAAUCCCGACAGAAUAUUUUGCAAGUCUCUGACGAAUGAUAUCCUAAAAGAAAUGAGUUGUGUUUAUUCCCACUAGCACUUCCAGCCAGUUGUGCAUUUCGUGUCACCUAUAAAGUAAUAAAUCACCUGCCUGGCAAUUUUUGUAAA